Messenger RNA from Pecten maximus, 2724 nucleotides. Its product is annotated as alpha-1,6-mannosyl-glycoprotein 4-beta-N-acetylglucosaminyltransferase-like. NCBI's taxonomy places the organism in Eukaryota, Metazoa, Mollusca, Bivalvia, Pectinida, Pectinidae. The transcript has 5 exons. Gene Ontology annotation, molecular function: acetylglucosaminyltransferase activity. The record is from RefSeq and is a predicted model, not a curated record. Gene Ontology annotation, biological process: protein N-linked glycosylation. The coding region runs from base 175 to 1578 and encodes 467 amino acids.
CACAAAAAUCUUGGUUGUUAUAAACACGUAUAGGAGUAGUAUACAUGUGGAUCCGACACAGCUACAGUACAAGCGUCGUUUGUAUACCAUCACCCCAAAGGUGUUCACCUCCACCGGUAUGACACUACCCCAGACGAGCAGCUGUAAGGAUUAAAACAAUUGUACUAGAAAGAAAUGAUAUUGCACUGCUGCCGACCUCGUAACAGGAUAUGGAAAGCGAAAAUCGUUGCAGCUAUUUUGAGUUGUGCUUUUAUCUAUUACAUCAGCACGUCGAGACCAUUGGUGAAAUCAGAUCCUGGAGAAAGAAGCAGGAAAGCGUCAUCACGGAAACAGCUUUCCUCGUCUUUCCAGUGGGAUAACGAGCCACACAUUUCCGCUAUCGGGUUACUGGGCCGCCCACGACCACGUAAUGUUUUUCUAACCAUUGGAAUUCCAACAGUGUGCCGUGUGCAUCAGAGAUAUUUUCACACCACACUUACGUCGAUAAUAAACAGUACAUCACUUGCUGACCGGGAGAGAAUUCAUAUUGUAGUGGCAGUUUCUUACCUCAACGAGACAUGCGCGUUGGAGGUUAAAGACACUAUCAAGGAAAUAUUUGAUACCCACUUAAAAUCAGGACUUUUAGAAUUGAUAGGUAUACCAGUUGAGACAUAUCCGCCAAUUCAUAACCUUAGAAAAACUUUCAACGACGAGGAGUAUCGAGUACAAUGGAGAGCGAAGCAGAACAUUGAUUAUUCAUUUCUGAUGGCUUAUAACAGCAACAGAUCUUCCUAUUAUAUUCAUUUGGAGGAUGACGUCACAGCGAUCCCAGGAUAUUUACAAGAGAUUGAGAAAUAUAUUAAGGAAACGACUGAAUACUGGGCAAUGCUCGAGUUUUCUUCUCUUGGAUUCAUUGGAAAAUUGUUUCGAUCAUCCGAUUUACAUAAGAUUGCCAGUUUAUUACGUAGCUUUUAUGCUGAGCAACCAUGUGAUUAUCUCAUGAUUUACUUCAGGAAUUUGAUGCUACAAAAUGGCAGAUUCUUAAAAAUUCCAACUCUGUUUCAACACCACGGAUUACAUUCAUCUUUACCAAAUCUCCUUAGGAAUGUCUCUGAUCAGUUUUAUGCAAUGGAAACUAAGAUUCUAAGGGGGGAUAAUCCUAGCGCAAAUAUGUAUACAUCAUUAAUUACAUACAGUAAGAAUUACCUUACGAAUGCCUAUAAUAAAAACAGUUCAGGGUUUUUCUGGUCAUUGACGCCGAAAGUCGGUGAUACCCUGACGAUCGUGUUUAAAAAUCCGCAGUGUCUCCAACGAUUUGCCCUCACCAGUGGCUUCCCAGGAAAAGCAAGCGAUAAGAUCAUUGGAGGGAUAGUUGAGUUAGGAAAUACAACUAAUGCAUUGGCAAAGGAUAACGUUAAAUGUUCCGGUUUGAGAUUUGUAGGGGAAAUAAAAAAUGGUCAAAUUGAUCGAGGCAAUAUAACAUCAAAUUCUGGUUGUGUUCAUUUGGAAGAUAAAACCGCGUGUAUAAAGUUGACUUUUACGGAGAAGCACACUGAAUGGCUUGUCAUAAGAGAAAUAGCGGUGUUCACUAUUCCGUGAGAUAAGUCUGAAUGUGGAAGAGAUUCAAUUCUGAAACUUAUAUAGGCAGUCUUCGCUAGACCUUAGGUACAUUAGCUGUUAAUAGGAAGUUAAACAAAAUAAACCAAACCAAACCUUCAGUACUCCGUCCGUCAAUCUGUUUCUUCAGAUCUCUUAAUCAAGAACGCCUGUUUAGAUUUAUAUAUAUUUGAAAUAGGACUCUAUAUGGUUAACUGGGACAUUUUCAAAAUUCCCUAUCAGUAUGUUCCCAUAACAGGAUAUUAGUCAAUGUAAAUGUGAGCAAAUUUUGGAGCAGAUCUGAUGACAAAAUGCUGUAUUAACAGAAGGGCACAUUAGAGACAGAGACAUUGGAUCCAACAGAGAUGUUGACAUUUUUAAUGUCUUCUCUUCCGACGUCAAGAGUUUGAUAACAUUUUGUCAGAAGAAGCCUUUUGUGAAUAUUCUCAGUUUCGUUUAAAGGUGGUCCCUACCUCGGCAGUGUGGCCGUGGCAAAUAGCUAGCAAUGGAGGGGAAAAUCUUGUUUCAGAUCCAGUCUAGCCUGCAGCUUCCUUUGGUGAAGGACACUGGACUAUUUGACAUUAGUGACAUUCAUGCAGUUAAAAUAGACAAGAUGUAACUAUAUAUCAUGUAAUUACUUUGUAACUAAAAUGUAAGUGAAUUGCGAGGAAAUUUACACAAAGCUGUAAAGUGUAAUGCUUAUUUUGCUAACAUGUUGAAUAUUGGGGAUAUUAAUGGUAACAUGUUGAAUCGGGAGGAAAUGUAGUGUUACUGAAAUUAUUAGGAUAUACAUUUACAUGUUGAAUAUCAAAGUUAUUUUAGCAAUGAGUUGAAUUGUUGGAUUAUUCAUAUAACAGUUUACUGAUCAGAUAGUAAAAUAUUCACAACUGCAACUCUUUCUGAAUCGAUAAUCAAAGUGUGAGAAAGUAUGUUUAUCUCUUAAUAAAUUGUAUGUGAGCCUGAACUAGUUCGCCGCGUAUGCAUUUACGUUAAAAUUGACGGAUUUAUUUCCGCAAACCACGUGUGGAGAUUGACUAACAAGCGCCAUGCCUAAUGUGUAUGUCAACAUCAAAUUAUUUGUUUCAUAAGCUGUAAAAUUGUUGUAAUGAAUCAAACAAUGCAAAACAAGAUAAAUAAAAUCGCAGAGAA